Molecule: messenger RNA, 1658 nt
Organism: Tribolium castaneum (red flour beetle)
Lineage: Eukaryota; Metazoa; Arthropoda; Insecta; Coleoptera; Tenebrionidae
Product: cathepsin L precursor
Exons: 2
Coding region: 128-1117 (329 amino acids)
Biological process (GO): positive regulation of apoptotic signaling pathway; immune response; positive regulation of peptidase activity
Cellular component (GO): lysosome
Molecular function (GO): cysteine-type endopeptidase activator activity involved in apoptotic process; cysteine-type endopeptidase activity
Source: RefSeq, a predicted model, not a curated record
UACGAUUUCGGAGAAAAUUUUGGAUCAACUUCGCACCUUUUGUUCGCCGGCUUAAAAUCUUACAAUUAAUUGUUUCCCAAAAAGUAUAAAAACAAAACCCCGACUUUUGAAUCAAAGUAAAUCAAAAAUGAGAACACUCGUAGUUUUACUCUUGGUGUUGUACACAUCAGACGCCUCCUCCUUGAACGAAAAGUGGGAAAACUUCAAGCAAAAACAUGGACGUAAUUUCCUGUUUUCGAAAGAGGAAUUUUUCCGAAAAUCACUCUUCCAAAAAAAGUUGCAAGAAAUCGAAGACCACAACGAACGGUACAGAAAAGGACUCGAAACGUACGAAAUGGGGAUUAAUAAAUUUAGUGACUACACGGACGACGAGCUGUUUUCAUACACCCAUGGGCUCCAACUACCAUCCGAACUACCAGAACCCAUCAUUAAAAUUUCCCCAAACGCCACUCUAUCACUAUCACGGGCAGGACUUCCAAGUUCUUUCGACUGGCGGAGCAGGGGAGUGAUAACACCGGUAAAAAACCAACGUAAUUGUGGCUCUUGUUGGGCGUUUUCCACCAAUGGAGCCCUCGAAGCCCAUUACAAAAUCCGCCGAGGUUCUGUGGUCACCCUCAGCGAGCAACAACUCGUAGACUGCGUCCGCCAGGCUUUUGGGUGUAGAGGUGGGUGGAUGACUGAUGCUUACAUGUACAUUGCUCGAAACGGUGGAAUAAACCUCGACCGAAACUACCCUUACAAAGCCAGCGCUGGUCCAUGUCGCUUCCAAGCAUCUAAACCAAAAGUAACAAUUCGCGGGUACGCUUAUCUCACUGGACCCAACGAAGAAAUGUUAAAACACAUGGUGGUCACCCAAGGACCGGUGUCUGUAGCGAUUGAUGCAAGUGGGCGCUUUGCCAGUUAUGGUGGAGGAGUGUACUAUAAUCCUUCCUGUGCUAGGAAUAAAUUCACCCAUGCUGUGGUCAUUGUGGGGUAUGGGAGGGAAAAUGGACAGGAUUACUGGUUGGUGAAAAACUCCUGGGGGAGGGACUGGGGACUCGGGGGGUACAUCAAAAUGGCCCGGAAUCGGAACAACCACUGCGGGAUUGCCAGCAAGGCCAGCUAUCCUGUUUUCUAAUUAGUGUUAUCCAAAACUGUGUGGUUCACCCAGACAUAGCUCAACUCAAUUAAAAAUAAAAUUACAAAUUAGAAUAGAGUUUUUAACUUUUAAAACAGAGUGAAUAAAUUUAUUUAAACGUAGGACAUUCGGGCAAAGGUCUAAAAUUACUUUGAAAACACAGUAAAUAAUUUUAUUUGAGCGUAGGACCCUUGGCUUAAUUCUACUUAAAUAUACUAGUUUAAGAAUAAGAAAUAAAUUUUUUUAAUGCAUAUUCAAGUUAAAUUAUUGAAACUAACUUUUGGUUUCAAAAAAGCUGAAUCAUUCUUUUCUAUGGCUUACAAUGAUUUUUCAAAAAAUCAAAAUCACAUCCUGUCACUUGACAUGGUCGAAGUGCUUUAAGAGAUAAACCACUUGAGAUAAAUUUAUCCGAAAAGAAGCAGUUGACAACAGGUUUAUGCACUCAUUAAACUGUAUUUCGGCAAUGAAAGUUUGUAUUUGCUUCGCUUUAUUGCUCAGCUGCGCCCAUUCGAGUGAUUUCCAAAAAUGGGAAAACUUUAAA